This is a messenger RNA of Brassica oleracea var. oleracea, 1406 nucleotides long. RefSeq lists its product as uncharacterized. Bases 215 to 1243 code for a protein of 342 amino acids. The record is from RefSeq and is a predicted model, not a curated record. NCBI's taxonomy places the organism in Eukaryota, Viridiplantae, Streptophyta, Magnoliopsida, Brassicales, Brassicaceae. The transcript has a single exon.
AUCGCUUUAUAAACUCAUCUCUCCUAGCAUUCACCAAUCAUCAUCACUCUCUCAACGAAAAAGAACCAACCUAACUUUUUCGGUUAAAACAGUUUGAACUUGGCAUCUCCACUGAGAAUGCCAGCAACUGGCUUUCAAGGGAUCAUUCGGGAGGUCGUUACUAACUUCACGGCGAGACCAAGCCGACUCAACCCACCACCAAGAACCAACCAACAUGGAAGCUGAGCUCGACUCUUUCCAAAGACAAGUCGCCGAGAAGUUCAACGACCUCAACGCCUCCUCCGGUGAGAUUCUCUCCCUCUCAUGGAUCGGAAAGCUCCUCGACUCCUUCCUCAGCUGCCAAGACGAGUUCCGAGCCAUCGUCUUCAACCACCGCUCGCUGAUCAUCUCCAAACCUCCGACGGACCGUCUCCUCUCCGAUUACUUCGAACGGACCGUCAAAGCCCUCGACGUCUGCAACGCGAUCCGCUACGGAAUCGAGCGGAUCCGCCAGUGGCGGAAACUCUCCGACAUCGUUAUCUCGGCUUUACACAGUCGCCGUCUUAUCGGAGAAGGUCAGCUCCGGCGAGCUAAGAAGGCUCUGGUCGAUUUAGCGAUCGGAAUGCUCGACGAGAAAGAUCAGUCCUCGAACGCGUCUCAUCGCAACCGUUCGUUCGGGAGAACUAAAGACAAUCACAACCGUUCGAUUGUCUCGAGAUCUCUCUCGUGGAGCGUCUCGAGAUCGUGGUCAGCUUCCAAGCAGUUACAAGCGUUGGCGAAUAAUUUAACCGCGCCUCGGCAAAACGACGUCGCGGCGAGUAACGGUUUAGCUGUACCGGUUUAUACGAUGGCGUCGGUUUUGUUGUUUGUGAUGUGGGUUUUGGUGGCUGCGAUUCCGUGUCAGGACCGUGGGUUGCAAGUGAACUUCUCUGUGCCGAGGCAUUACCAGUGGGCGGUUCCGGUUAUGUCGUUGCACGAUAGGAUUGUGGAGGAAUCGAAGAGGAGGGAUAGGAAGAAUUGUUGUGGGUUGCUUAUGGAGAUUGAUCGGAUUGAGAAGAGUUCGAGGGUUAUGAGUGAGUUGGUUGAUUCGAUUCGUUUUCCGUUGAGUGAGGAGAAGGAGGUUGAGGUGAAAGAGAGAGUUGAGGAGUUUGUGGAGGUUCAUGAGGUUUUGAAGAAGGGGUUGGAUCCGUUUGAGAGGAAAGUUAGAGAAGUUUUUAAUCGGAUUGUUCGAAGUAGGACGGAGAGUCUUGAUUCUCUUUGUUAAUGAUGUUCUUGUCUCGAACAUGUUUGUCCUGAUAGGGUUUACUUGGUUAAUGUUUAUAGUGUUAAAGUUUGUUGAUAGAUAGAGGUUCAAUUUAUUUUAUGUGCGGUAAAAACUGUUUUAUUGAUAUCGUACUCUAUUACAUUUAAAAGAAUCAAUCGCCCAA